Messenger RNA from Cannabis sativa, 2043 nucleotides. Its product is annotated as auxin-responsive protein IAA27. The transcript has 4 exons. NCBI's taxonomy places the organism in Eukaryota, Viridiplantae, Streptophyta, Magnoliopsida, Rosales, Cannabaceae. Gene Ontology annotation, biological process: regulation of DNA-templated transcription. The record is from RefSeq and is a predicted model, not a curated record. The coding region runs from base 575 to 1840 and encodes 421 amino acids. Gene Ontology annotation, molecular function: protein binding. Gene Ontology annotation, cellular component: nucleus.
ACUAAAGUAAUAGAGAUAUGGGAACAGUAUCUAAAAGGUUGCCGGGGAAUACUCUGUGACUUGUCGGUGCUAUAUCUUUUUUUUUUUUUCCUUCUUCUUUCUUUUACAUUGAAAAUAAAAAAAUCAACACAUUCGCAGUACGAUGUAUUUUUCUUUUAUAUUUAUAUACAGAUAACUAGUUAACAUCAUUGUUCAGAAGACCAAAGAAAAGGGUUAUUAUUGUAGUAGCAAACCUAACGAAAAUUAAUGAGUUAUUUUUAUUUUUAUUUAAUGGUAAAACUAAGAAAAGGGUGUAAGUUAUAGAUUGGCCAAAGAAGGUUCUCUUUUGUAUCAACCAAAAUAUUAUAUAUAUUGAAAACAAGAACAAAAAAAGCACAGUUCUAAAUUAGAGCAUAGAGCUAAUCAUAGUGCCUACUAUCCUAGUCUUCCUCUCUCUCUAUCUGGGUAUCUCUGUUUUUCAGUUCUGAUUAAGCUACUUUUGUUGUUCUUCUUCUUCUUUUCGAUUCCUCAGCUGCUUUGAACUUUGAAGCUUUAUUCAUUUUUUUUUGAGGGCAUUCCAUUUGAGGUCAUUUUGAUGCCUACGCCACUUGAACAUGAUUACAUAGGCUUAACAGAGCCUUCUACCAUGGAAAAAAGCUCUGACAAGCUUUCAUCAUCUUCUUCUUCUACUCUUUCGGAUGAGAAGAGCUCUGCUUGUAACCUCAAAGAGACUGAGCUAAGACUCGGCUUGCCUGGUUCCCAGUCUCCUGAAAGAAAACCGGGAUUCGGGGUCUCCCUUUUUGGUAAAGAUUUGGAGGAAAAGCAUAAUGGGUAUUCUCCAAACGUGUCAAAGAACUUUGAGACUGGUGUUAAGAGAGGUUUCUCUGACGCCAUUGACGGCUCCUCUGACAAAUGGGUUUUUUCUGUCUCUAAUGGAUCUGAUGCUGAUUUGGGAAAAGGAGCUGUUUUUCCUUCUACCGGAGGUGGGCAUGGAGGGAAACCUCGUGGUGGUUUGGAGAAUCAGCAGUCAUGCUCUUCUACACCAACCAUGAAGGAUGUUGUUCCAAAGUCAGCACAGGAGAAAAAGCCACAGGUUUCUGACCACACCAGUGCUCCUGCUGCCAAGGCACAAGUGGUAGGAUGGCCACCAAUUCGAUCAUUUCGAAAGAACACCAUGGCUUCUAACUUGUCAAAAACUAACGAAGAUACUGAGGAGAAAUCUGGAUUGGGAUGUCUUUAUGUUAAGGUCAGUAUGGACGGUGCUCCAUACCUACGGAAAGUUGACCUUAAAACAUGUACUAACUAUCUGGAACUCUCCUUAGCUCUUGAGAAGAUGUUCAGCUCCUUUACAAUUGGUCAGUGCAACUCUCCUGGUCUUCCAGAGCGAAAUGGAUUAACUGAGAGCCGUUUCAUGGAUCUUCUCCAUGGUUCUGAUUCUGAAUAUGUGGUUACUUACGAAGACAAGGAUGGGGACUGGAUGCUGGUUGGUGAUGUCCCUUGGGAGAUGUUCACUGAUACAUGUAGACGAUUGAGGAUAAUGAAAGGUUCCGAGGCUAUUGGACUUGGUAUUUAUCCUAAAAUGCUUACUUCAAUAUCUCAUGCUUUUUUUCUAUUUUACACAUUAUCUUAUAAAUUGGUUUAUUUUUCCUUUAUAACGAAGUUAUUGUUGUUCUUUGGCUACAGCUCCAAGGGCCAUGGAGAAGUGCAAGAACCGAAGCUGCUAAGCACAAAAUCUCGGCAGGACAAGACGGCAUUCUCCAUGGAAGCUAACUCCUACUUGGAUUUCAAGUUGGGUGCUUGUGAGAGAACGCUAAAUAUGUUUCUUCAGUAUGUUAGAUUUUGUGUAUUUUGUGUACUUUGAGAAUUUUCACAGCUUGAAGUAUUUCACUGGAGAUAUACCAUAUUAUAUACGUUUGUUUUUGCUUUUAUUUUCAUUAAUUGUAUCUGCUGCUUCAUAAACUCUGUUUAGUGUGUAAAUGUAACAAUUUGCUGCUUCCAGAAAUCUGCGUGUAUCUGAAAGAGAAAUAUAUAUAAUAUUAAUAUCUUUGGGUCCAUAGGCAUUAA